CAGCAGCCAGUUGAUUCAAAAUGGCGGCUGUUAGGGAGUCUCUGAUGCUUGAAAGAGAUGUCAAAAGGGCGAUUGAGUUGCUGGAGAAAUUACAGCGGAGCGGUGAAGUGCCAACACAGAAGUUAGCGGCGCUUCAAAAAGUUCUGCAAAGUGAAUUCUGUAAUGCAGUUCGUGAAGUCUAUGAGCACGUCUAUGAAACAGUCGACAUUUCGGGCAGCCCUGACAUUCGUGCCAGUGCAACAGCUAAGGCAACAGUGGCAGCCUUUGCAGCAAGUGAGGGUCAUGCACACCCUCGAGUAGUAGAGCUGCCAAAGACGGAUGAGGGGCUCGGUUUCAAUGUCAUGGGUGGACGGGAGCAGAACUCUCCCAUCUACAUAUCCAGGAUAAUUCCAGGAGGUGUGGCUGAUCGCCAUGGAGCUCUCAAGCGUGGUGACCAGCUGCUUUCUGUCAACGGCGUGCAUGAAAAAGAAUAUACGGAAAUACUGGAUGCUGUGAAGGGAGCACCAAGCGAAAAACGACUGGCGUCACAGUUUAUCGCACGGUUUUUCAAAGACUUCCCACACCUAGCAGAGAAAGCCAUCGACGCCCAGCUUGACCUAUGUGAGGACACAGACGUUGCUAUUCGAAAGCAAGCUAUCAAAGAUUUGCCCAGCUUUUGUAAAAGCAGCCAAGAGUACGUCCCAAAGAUUGCUGACGUGUUGGCACAGUUGCUGCUUACAGAAGACAACUCCGAGCUAUUUGUUAUUUACAAUUCUCUCGCAACACUGAUCAAAUUGGAUGCAAAAGGAACGCUAGGUGGAAUCUUUUCGCAGGUUGUAGCGGGUGAAGAUGUUGUCAGAGAGCGAGCCAUUAAAUUUUUGUGCUCUAAACUUCCCUCCAUGAGUACAGAAGUGUUCACUAAGGAAGUGGAGGAAUAUUUGUUCCAGGAGUGCUGCAAGGUGAUGCAGGAUGUGACGGGCCAGGAAUUUUCUAGCCUCAUGUCUCUGCUGAGCAGCCUGAAACUGGCAAAGACAAUUCCUGGUCAGCAAGCACUCGUGGACUUGGCAGCCGAACAGGCGGAGCUAGACAAGCCACUGGAGCGCACAGCAGCUGCCAAUGGAAGCGGUGCAGCAUCAGUUGGAGCAGUCCCAGAUACGUCUGAGUCCAUUGCAAAGCUGGCCCACUGCAUACGUCAGGUGUUGCCGUUCUUCUCGCCAUACGUGUCAUCCUCCAAAUUCGUGCAGUACCUGUGUGAGCAGGUACUUCCAGUGUUGAAUGAGAUGCCGUCGGAUGAAGAAGGCCUGGAGCUCAUCAAGUUGCUCGCAGAGAUGUCACCGCACGCUACAGGGAUACAAGAACAUCCCUCCUGUCUGGAAUCGGUUUUCAACAAACUUUUGGAACACAUGCCUCUCCCCCCAACCAAUAAGGAAGCGGAAAAUAUGGAGGAACUCCCUGCCCUGCAAUUGUCACACGUUGAGUGUCUCAUGUAUGUGUUUCACCAGCUGGCCAAGAGGACGCCAGAAUUUCUGACGGCCGAGGGGAAUUCCGAAAGACUGCGGGACUUCAAACUGCGGCUGCAGUAUUUGGCACGGGGUGUUCAGGGCUACAUAAAAAAGCUCAGAAGUGCACUGCAGGGCAAAAAGGCGGAGGAGCUGAAAAGUGAUGAGAACAAAUUAAAAGCCGCCGCAUUAAAGACGACAAACAACAUUAACACUCUGAUACGGGACCUAUUCCACGUACCACCUUCUUUCAAAGCAACAAUCGUCCUUUCCUGGAAGCCUCCAGUGACCAAUAAGCCCGCUGAAGCAUUAAGUGCUCCUGCUACAGGAAGUGCAAAGGCGGAGCGACGUCGCAUAUCUUUUUCUGAAGAUUCUCCGCCGAAGGCUUUCAAAAAAGCCCCAUCCAAGAAUGAGCGAGAGCUGUAUAGUCCACCAGGGGGAAAGUACAGCACAAAAGUACAAGGUUUCCAAGCUGCAAGCCGAGGACGAGGAGGUCGAUUCCGAGGUGGUGGAGGCAGAGGGUGGCGUGGUAGGAUAUACUCUUGAAAGGAAGAAUUAGGCAGGAGGAGGCAGCAUCAUCAUUAUUGUUCAUUCAUCUUCAUGAGACCAUUGUGCAACCUCUUUCCCCCUCAUUUUAUCUUCAUGUUGCAUUUUUUUGCACUUCUCCGUGCUUUAAAUUUCCAAAAACAGAGUAAGUAAAGGACGUUGGCGGUGCAUUAAUGAGCCACUCGUUAAAUUGGCUGACAAUUUAUUAUAAAUAAAGGGUUUCUGUGCUCAGC
Molecule: messenger RNA, 2257 nt
Organism: Ornithodoros turicata
Lineage: Eukaryota; Metazoa; Arthropoda; Arachnida; Ixodida; Argasidae
Product: apoptosis inhibitor 5-like
Exons: 14
Coding region: 21-2024 (667 amino acids)
Biological process (GO): negative regulation of apoptotic process
Cellular component (GO): nucleus
Molecular function (GO): RNA binding; protein binding
Source: RefSeq, a predicted model, not a curated record